Messenger RNA from Paramuricea clavata, 2119 nucleotides. The record is from the annotation of a GenBank genome assembly. Lineage: Eukaryota; Metazoa; Cnidaria; Anthozoa; Malacalcyonacea; Plexauridae.
AUGGAGCGAAUUAAUAGUCAAAGAUUAGAGCCCAUCCACGUCGAUUCGGAAGAUGAAUGCAUGAUAACUGCUUUCGUUUGCCCGCUUGGAAGCUGUAGGUACACUGAUGUGGUGAGUAAAAUGCCCUUUUUUGCCUUCAUUUAUCCUUUGCAAGUAAAAACAAAACCCUGUGUCUACAUGCCCGGCAGCCGCCGGAAGUAUUUUCAAAAUACUAGAUGCCCGGCAGUCUAGAAUUCUAUAAGUUGAACACUAAAGCAAACGUUUUCGCCUGAAAUAUCGAUUAAAAAUCUUCGUCAACCUGAAAUUUUGUUAAAGAAGCAAUGGAAAACACUUACCAAACGUUUUUUCGCUUUAAAUUUUCUUUAAAUCAACUUUUUCAGCGUGUUUUUUUCCAUAAUUUUGCAGUCGGCAAAACUGAAAAUUGAUGCCGGGAUUGUUGCUAGGCAACAUUUUCUUGUUAUUGUGUAAUGAGAAUAUACUUUUUAAUCAUGUUAAAAAUAUUGUUUUUGUGUUAUUAUCACAAGGUUAUUUAAUAAAGGAAAUAGAAAACAUUUUUCCUAUGUUUCUAUAGAGUUAUCGAAACACUUGUGCUAGUUUGGGAGAACUCGAAAUAACGUGGAAACACUCGCACUACGUGCUCGUGUUCCCACUGAUUAUUUCUCUUUCUCCCAAACUAGCACGCGUGUCUCUAUAACUCUAUAGAAACACGGAAAAUGUUUUAUAUUUCUUAAAUGUAACUAACCCAACCCCUACUCUAACCACUAACCCUAACCUCAACCCUAACUCUAACCCUAACCGUAACCGAAUUAAUAAAAAAAUCGUAAAUAUUAAAUCAUUGUGAAUUGUGAUUUAUAUGUACGGGGGGGUUGAAUAGGUUUUCGGAUCGUCGGAUUUCACAGAAAAAAUGGGUCGUAUUUCGGAUCUGGCGAGUAUUUUAGACGGAUUUUCGGAUCUUAUUAUCUACCCAUAGUCCAUCAAAAAAACGAAAGAAACCUGUUAGUGUACCGGCAAAGAAGGUUGUUAAAGAAGAUUUAGAUGAUGUUAUUUUUUCCUUAUCGUCGUCGUCUUUGGAAUCGACGCCAGUUAAAAAACCAAGAAUAGAAAGGGAAAAAGGGGAUACGGAUUGGUAUUAGUUCUGCAUAAUUUUUUACUCAAUACGAUGGUUAUUUUAUAUUGGAUGCCCAGUAUAUCAAAAGUAGGCAUUUAAUUACAGUAUAAAUAUCUUAAUGUUUAUAAUCAUUUUGUUUGUGGAAACACCACGUAAAUUAUGUAAAAUUACGUGGUGUUUCCACAAACAAAACUAUUGUAUGUUUUAUCGCCAUGCAAACGUGCAAAGAACUUAUUAACUUGAUGUUUCUUGCCUAGAAUUCUGAAAGAUCUAUCAAACGUUUUUAAGGAAGAAGACAGUGAUAGCACAGAGUCAGAUACAUGUACUGUAGCAGCUGGUGAUAGGUAAGACUAUCUGAGCCUAUCUCUAUAUUGUUUUCAUUGCUACAUUUGCCACUUUUGCAAAUACCAUCGUGAUUUGUGCCUUGGGGUAAUUCGAUGAAAAAACAUGGAGUUGCUCAGAAAAAAGACGGUUAGAGAAGUAUGACUGCUGUUCUUCUGAGGGAUUUGAUACUAGAAACCAAGAUGUUCACUAACGUUGAAUAUAAGUAAAAAUGUUUGCUGAACUUAUUGGGGGAAAAUAAUGGCUACAGGUUAUUUCACAUCGUUGUUGAAUUCAGCGAUAUUGAAACAGCACAGCAACUAAUGAAAAAUAUUGAUAAAAAUAUGCCAAGCGAAAUUACUGUACUACAUUCACUUUCUUCAAUGAUAACCAUCUUUCUCUAUCUUCAGAUCCACUUCUACUGUUAAUUUUAUAUGCUUAAUUCCAUUUUUACGGUAUUGGCCAAACUAACAAGUAUAUAAGAUUAAAACUUUUUUCAUCAACAGCAAAGCACAAGUUUCUCCAAGUGGAAAAGAUGUGAUGGAUAAUGUGUCAGCAUUGAAGAUACUUCUUGCUCCCGACUGCAAAACAAGUGCGCUUUCAUGUUUACCAGCUGGGAUAGUUACUGACAAGAUAUUGAUCGUAGACAUGCUUCAAAUAAAAGAUGACUGGCAAGACGAUCAUCGUUAG